GCGCAUCGUCUCAAACAACAUGGAUAAACUCGUGGUCCUCGUUACAGCAUUUUGGAGCUGGCUUUGGAUCAUUCAGACAGUAUUGGGAGACUAUGACGUAUCGGUCCUGUUACUGGAGUACAACAGAGACGAGGACUGUAGCUGUGAUAAUGGAUGGGCAUUUUGGGGUUGUAGAGAGUGUGAUGUCUACUUCCAGAUCUGUCUACAACCUCUGUCUCCGGCACAAGGUCAGAUUUGUCAGGGAAAUAAUCAAGAUGACCGGGUAGAUGACACACAUCACUUUCUGUUCGCUGAUGCUCUAAGGGGCCAUGAUACUUAUAUGUGGAGAAACCUUGGGGGUCAGCCCUCGUUUGAAAUAUCUGUCUACGUCUUUGAAUACGAUUCUAUUGGCGGCAACGACGAUCUGGGUGUGACUAACUACACAUACAGAGAUAAAAGACCCACGGUACAGACUGUCACCACCACCCCCGGGAACAAGAACAUGAGGUAUACAAGAGUGUCUGUUGGUGAGUUUUCUGUAGAUGUGAAUCUGGUCCGUUACUACCGACAGCCAGACAGAUGUUGUGACCGUGUGCUCUUUGUCUGUAACGAUUGUGACGUGUACAUGAAGGUCUGUCUCUAUCCCAGCGGUCUAUCUAGUCCAGCAUGUCAAGGAGACAACAAAAAUUACCGUGUAGACGACACGCAUGGAUUUCUCUUCAAGGACCAGCCCAAGAUUAGAGACCAUUCCGACUUUAAAUGGCACAACCUCAGGGGUAACCAAAUUAAUGUUACUGUGGAGGUUGUUGUUUACGACUACGAGUCUUUUGAAUCGGACACAACGCUUGGGAUUUUACAAUACAGAUACAUAGGUCAAAAGGUCCAAAACAAAUCAAUUACUACACUACCGGGUAGUAAACAAUUAGAGGUAGAGUUUUUGUUGAGUGUAACGUGCAGCCCUCAUUAUUAUGGUCCGUCGUGUUCUAAAGAAUGCGUGCCAAAGGGAAAUUUGACAUGCGACUCUAACGGUCAACUAGUGUGUCCACCCAGUCAUUGUGGAUCUGAUUGCUGUAAAGGGUGUAUAGCGUACGAUAGCUUUGUUUGCGAUAAUAAUGGUACGCUUACGUGUGGACCAAAUCACUAUGGACAUAACUGUACGAUAAAAUGUAAUCCUAAUUCUAAUCAGUUCUGUGACGCAUCAGGAACACUUCAUUGCAAGUCUACAUUCUAUGGACCACAAUGUCUUAUUAAAUGUGUAGAAAAUGGUAAUUUAGUUUGUGAUUCCAGUGGUCAUCUUGUCUGUAGAAACUCUCAUUGUGGAAAUGACUGCUGUGGUACAUGCAUUGCAAAUGGGAAUCAUAUUUGUUCAUCAAAUGGAACACUUGCUUGCAAACAUUCUUACUAUGGUACUAAUUGCUCAUCGAGAUGUUUACCAAAUAUUAAUCAAACCUGUGACAAGGAUGGUAAUUUACAUUGCAAGUUAAACCACUUUGGCACCAACUGCUCCGAAACAUGCCUUCCACGAAGUCACCUGCUGUGCAAUGAGAAUGGAGAACACAUUUGCCAACCUAACUACUGUGGAGAUGACUGUUGUGGAAAGUGUAUCUCUGAGGGAAAUUUUAUCUGCAAAAACCAGACCAAGACAUGCAAAGACACUUACUACGGAACAAACUGUAGCAUCCAGUGCGUUCCGAAUGAAAAUCAAAUAUGUGAUGCAACAGGCACUUUAAGAUGCAAAGCUUUGUAUUACGGUGAGAACUGUUCUACUCAUUGUGUUCCAAAAGGCAAUGUUUCUUGCGACUCUGAAGGUCAAUUUGUCUGCAAGAUAAAUCACUGUGGUGAAGAUUGUUGUGGAAAAUGUAUUGCACAGGAAAAUCAUAUCUGUACAUCCAAUGGAACACUAGCCUGUAAAACGUCGUAUUACGGUAUCAAUUGCUCCAAAAGAUGUUUACCAAACAUGAAUCAAAUCUGUGACAAGAAUGGUAAUUUACAUUGCAAGCCAAACUAUUUUGGCACCAGCUGCUCCAUAUUAUGUCUUCCACAAAAUCACUUAGUGUGUGAUACGAAUGGAGACCACGUUUGCCAGCCUCACUACUGUGGAGAAGAUUGUUGUGGACAGUGUAUCUCUGAGGGAAAUUUCAUCUGCAAAAAUCAGACCAAGUUAUGCAGAGACACUUACUACGGAAUCAACUGUAGCACCCAGUGUGUUCCAAAUGAAAAUCAAAUCUGUGAUGCAACAGGCACCUUAAAAUGCAAGCCCUCAUAUUAUGGUCAGAGUUGUUCUACACAUUGUGUCCCCAAGGGCAAUAUUUCUUGUGACUCUGAAGGUCAACAUGUCUGUAAAACUAAUCAUUGUGGUGGAGAUUGUUGUGGGAAAUGUAUUGCACAUGGUAACUAUGCCUGUAACAAUACAGGUUUCUUAGUAUGUAAACCCAACUAUUAUGGAUUAAAUUGCUCUAAACAUUGUUCUUCCGACGGAAAUAAAGUGUGCAAUUCCGCAGGAGAUUUGAUUUGUAAAGAAAAUUUCUAUGGACAAGACUGUUUAAUUAACUGCAUUUCUCAUGGUAACCUUUCCUGUAGCUCGGAUGGCAGACUCGUGUGCAACAGAAACCACUGCGACACCGAUUGCUGUGGGGGUUGUAUUGCUUCUGAAAACGAAGUUUGUACAAAAAAUGGAAUACUAAAAUGUAAACAAAAUUAUUAUGGACUUAACUGUACAAAAAUGUGUAUUGGUGGCAAAACAACAACUUGUAAUGAACAGGGAAACACGGUAUGUAAAUUGAAUUACUUUGGUGAGAAUUGUUUGGUGUUUUGUAUUCCUGUUGGUAACCUGGUCUGUGACAAUAAAGGCAGUUUGGUCUGUAAUACGAGCCAUUGUGGCACUGACUGUUGUGGGUCGUGUUUAGCAUCUGGCAACGAGAUUUGCUCAAAUAGCGGUACACUUGUAUGUAAAGAUCAUUAUUAUGGUGAAAACUGCUCAACACAUUGUUUACCAGAAGGGAAUAAAGUUUGUGAUGGAAGCGGCAAUUUGGUUUGCAAAAAGGAUUUCUAUGGACAUAAUUGCACCAGAAAUUGCUUACAGAUAGGUAAUUUGACAUGUGAUGAAAAUGGUCAGCAUAAAUGUAUCCAAAACCACUGUGGACCAGACUGUUGUUUAGGUUGUAUAUCUGAUAACAAUAGUGAAUGCACAACUAACGGUACCAAAGUCUGUAAAUCAAACUUCUAUGGUACAAACUGUACAGUUCUUUGCAAACCACAAGAUCAUGAACGCUGCGAUAGGAAUGGAAAACUUGUUUGUGCUAAAAACUAUUAUGGAGAUAAAUGUGAAAAACGUUGUAUUCCGCAAGGAAAUCUUACGUGCUCUGAUAAAGGUGAUUUAACCUGUAAAAGAAAUCAUUGUGGUCCUGACUGUUGCUUAAAUUGUGUUUCUUCAGCCAACCAAAUGUGCACACCGGACGGUUCACUGGUGUGUCGACCUAACUACUACGGUUUAAAAUGCUCCCAUUUUUGCAAACCUGUCGGAAAUGUGGUGUGUAAUAAUUCAGGUGAUUCCAUUUGUGCUAAAAAUUUCUACGGACAGAACUGUUCCGUGCAUUGUGAAUCGUCGGGAAACCUCACGUGUAACGAUGCUGGUAAAUUGCAAUGCAAGUCAAAUCACUGCGGUACCGAUUGUUGUUUGGACUGUAUAGCUAAAGGAAAUAUUGUUUGCACAUCAUCUGGAAGUAGUCAAUGUAAGAGUAAUUUUUAUGGCACUGACUGUUCUGUUCACUGUGUUCCAAAAUUUAUAAAUCAAAUAUGCAAUCAUAGUGGGUUUUUUGAAUGUAAACCAUAUUAUUUCGGAAGAGACUGUUCGGUAUACUGCGAUCCACAUGGUGUCUUUGUUUGUGACAGUCUUGGACACAAGCGUUGUAGGGAGGGUUAUUGUGGACCAACAUGUUGCAACCAAUGCAUUGCUUCAAACACGACCUAUUGUGACAACGAAGGCAACGUUCACUGUAAACAAGACUAUUAUGGAACAAACUGUACUUAUUACUGCAGAUCGUCCAGCAAAUAUCAUUGUGGGCCACAUGGAGAUAAAAUAUGCAAUACAGGGUAUGGAGGAGAGGACUGCAAUGUGGUAGUGACAUCUUCAACGUCUCCACAAACCACGACAGAAGCGCCAACAUCUUACACCUCUACCGCAGGGACAAUCAAAGCGCUGUCAACUAAACACCACAGGACAGUUACAAGUGACCAGACAACUGAAAGAGAACUAACGACCGUCGUCAAAACAGCGAACACCGUAGCGAAUUCACGAACACAAACGACAAAAGAGGUCAGGACUAGCCAGUCAACUCAAUCCUUUACAAAACACCAGUCAUCUUCCUCCUAUAUAUCAACAAAAUUGUCUAAAUCGACUCACAAUAUCAAAAGCACUACAACAGACAGGAAAAGAUCAUCGACGUCUUUUUUUCAUACACCAGUUGAAACUUCUCGCUCAAAACAAGGUAUUACAAGUGCCACAACCAACAUGCUAAUCUCAUCACAAGCAGUCAUAACAAACGGACAGACUACCCCCGGUACUUCCACAAAAGUGAAUCUCUCUGCACCAAGACAGAAAGUUGUCACUGAUAAAAGCUGGGUAAACAGAUACAUGCCUGCUGUCGGUGGAUCACUUGGGGCAGUGGCCUUGAUACUCUUUAUUGUACUUGGUGCCAUACUGCGUAAAAAUCAACUCAGGAAUCGAUCAGUCCGGGAGAAAACUAGAAUAAUCGUUGGUAACACCACCGGAUAUCCAGAUGACCUUGGCCUUAGUGUGAUUGACCUGGAUGAGGCGACGUUUGACAACCCAACAUAUGGAACAUCGGAUCCCCUUUCUUUUAUUCAAAGGGAGAAAUCUAACCAAUCAAAAGCCUCAUUACAAAUUUCUGAUACAAAAAGUGUUGAGAGCAUGGAGGUCUAAGUUUACCCAUAAUAGUAAAAAUAUGUAUAUAAAAGCUCUGAUUUUAGGAUGAUUGGAUUUAUCAAAUUAACAUGGCUUUUAAAAAUAAACAAAAAUGUUCCA
Magallana angulata is the source of this 5023-nucleotide messenger RNA. RefSeq names its product protein jagged-1-like. The transcript is spliced from 11 exons. Gene Ontology annotation, molecular function: scavenger receptor activity. Bases 20 to 4921 code for a protein of 1633 amino acids. Gene Ontology annotation, biological process: cell communication. The record is from RefSeq and is a predicted model, not a curated record. Gene Ontology annotation, cellular component: membrane. Lineage: Eukaryota; Metazoa; Mollusca; Bivalvia; Ostreida; Ostreidae.